This is a messenger RNA of Trachymyrmex septentrionalis, 1631 nucleotides long. Its product is annotated as DNA fragmentation factor subunit alpha-like. The transcript is spliced from 4 exons. Lineage: Eukaryota; Metazoa; Arthropoda; Insecta; Hymenoptera; Formicidae. Bases 123 to 734 code for a protein of 203 amino acids. Gene Ontology annotation, biological process: regulation of apoptotic process; apoptotic process. The record is from RefSeq and is a predicted model, not a curated record.
CAAAUCAGACAAUCCGACUGUCCGAUCCGAGCGUUUAUGCGAAAAAUGCCAGGAUGGUCUCUCAGGUUUCUCUCCGCUUCUGCAAAAAUAAUCAGAAAUAAUUGUAUUUAUAUAGAAGAAAUAUGUCGGAAACAACCGGAGUUACGCAGGGGGUGGGCAAUCCUUAUAAGAUAGUUGAUCACACCAGGGAGCGAAGAAAGGGUAUCACCGCCUCGUCGUUGAAGGAGCUGACUAACGUCGCACGCAAUCGACUGGCAUUCCCCGUGGAUGCGGAUCUUACGAUCGUGCUUGAACAGGAUGGAACGGAGGUAGACGACGAGGAAUAUUUUGCCACGUUAGAAAGAAACACAAGCUUGAUGGUGCUGCAUGGUGAUCAAAAAUGGGCUGCUGUGGGCAGCAGCAAGACAGCGUCUCGUUGCAUCGUUGUGGAUAAUGUGGAUAACGCCGAAGGUGGUUCAAAAGUCGACAAAAUUCGACGACGGCGGACGCUCAUUGAACCCCUGGUCUCGUCGUUGCAUAGCGACCCGUCGCAUAUCUCGCUCCUAGGAGGAACCGAGUUGGAAACACUCAGUGAUAUGGAUCCUGACAGUUUAGGCGACAUAGUGCCUGACAGACUCUUCCUCGAGCAACUGAAAGAAGCUUCAGGUAGAUUUUUAGUGGAGAAACGGCAAGCGCAGGAAUCCAUGGCUCUCCUCCAGAUGUACGCGAGCGGUGGUGAGAUGGAGCGAGCGUAGGCCAUGUGGGGGGUGGGCGCCCUCACAUUAGCAAAUAUGUAUAGAGUGCGGCGUCGCAUAUUCUAUAAAGGUCGCCAACUACAACAAACUCUGAUCCUAUUCUGGAAUUGAGCCCAUCGCUAUUUACACAAACUGAGAACAGACAAGCGUUAGUCGCUCAAACUGAACGCAGCUGUGUCAGUGAGGAGAAUCUUAUGUUAUCUCUCGCGUACGCGAAGAACACGAAGAAACGCAGAGACAAAGACAUUGUACAGAGACACGAAACACAAGUAGUUUACGUUCGCCCAACAAUUUACUACCGUAACAUCAAUAAUAAUAAUAAUAAUAAUAAUAAUAAUAAUAAUAAUAAUAAAUGAUAAUAGUAAUAGGUUUCGCAUUCUUAAAGGAAAUAGUAACUCUAAGUUUUUUGUAGAAUUUUUUUAAUCUAUAUACAUACGAGAUUCAGUGGCACAACUAUGCUUUGGCAAUACUUUCCAUCCUUAGUGAGCGUACGGAAUUGCUUUAAUACAACAUCCAAGAGAUAUUACCUUGCUAUACCGGCAAAAAUAUACACUCGCAAUUUAGCUGCUAAUUUGAAUAAUACAUAAGAAAGAAAGCCAAGUAAGCGCGUAAAUAACACAUUUCAGAGUGGAUAUUCCCGUCGCGAUAUUGCCAUAUCAAGUCUUAGCGAAACGGGUUUUGUUUAUGGGAUUUUUGUACUUAGAUACGUCAUACCGAAAUUUAGUUCAACGAAGAUUGAUGGAAUAUUUAAGACUGAAUUUAUAGAGAAAACGAAAACCACCACCAUUGAUAUCACCAAUUCAUUGUACACUAACAUUAGUGACAUAAUAGCGACAAAAAAAGUCGAUAUCAGCCCUUUGAUACCAAGCAAAAUUGUGCUAUUUGAUAAAAAAAAAA